GGGAAACAGUGUCACAGCAACAUUUAGAUUCCAGACAGCAGGUCAGCCCGAGAAGCGCAGACUUGUGACUCAUUGUGAAAAAGGAGUUCUUUAUUCCGUACUGCAGAAUCAAAAGGUCAAACCUACUGUUUCAAACCUUUUAGAACGGUCACGACUGAGUUGACAAACUUGACAAUGGCACACAACAAAUUCUUUAUCGUUGUCCUAUUUUUUCUGUGCAACCUGGCUGUGGCGCUCACAGAGAGCAAUGUGUCCUGCUACAGGGUCGAACCGGGGACAAUAGCAGGCAUCAUCUGUGCAGAUAUGCUGCUGACCCUUAUCAUUGUCAUUGUUACCUACCGAUGUGCCAGUUUAAGGCGUCAGAAGAUAGAAAAUGCUAACAAAGUGUAUAUGAAUGUACGGGCCAACUGCAAAAGCUAAUCUAAAGAUGGUGCAGUACAUUAUGAAAUUAUGUUCAUUUUUUAAGAUCCUGUUUUGUAAAAAAACGCCAUUACAAAAUUGUAUAACAUUUUUUUUUUACAUUAAACCUUUGUUCCAAUAAACACAAGUAGAAUGUCUUGCACAUGUUACAUUUCUGCUUAGCCUUACAAGGUGUGCUUGUGGUCUCCAUCUAUCCGCUUGGAGUUAUUUUGCAAAACCUAAUAAACAAAAGGUGUGUCAGACUGUUUAAACUAAAUCAUGUUCACCAACCUCGUAAAUAAAAUAUCUCUGAAUGCUUUCAAGGUUCAUGUAAUGUUGGCACUGUAACACCACCAUACAGCACCCUCUGCAGUUGACUUUCGGUAGCACAAUGCUGUAUUUCAAUAGGCCCUAAAGAUUUUAUGUGGAAAUAUUUUCAUUAUGAAAGGCUGCAUUGAUAUGAGUGAUUUCCAAAAAUAGAAGACGGACCCAGUCAUUUUACAUGGAUGUUUUACAGUGUAGCAUCUGACAAACCUCUGAGUUGAUUAUGUAUUAAAAUAAAUGUUGAUUAA
Perca fluviatilis (European perch) is the source of this 971-nucleotide messenger RNA. It is a transcript of the gene hcst, whose product is annotated as hematopoietic cell signal transducer. Gene Ontology annotation, cellular component: membrane. Bases 175 to 420 code for a protein of 81 amino acids. Gene Ontology annotation, biological process: regulation of immune response; positive regulation of phosphatidylinositol 3-kinase/protein kinase B signal transduction. The transcript is spliced from 6 exons. Gene Ontology annotation, molecular function: signaling receptor binding; phosphatidylinositol 3-kinase binding. The record is from RefSeq and is a predicted model, not a curated record. Lineage: Eukaryota; Metazoa; Chordata; Actinopteri; Perciformes; Percidae.